Messenger RNA from Culex quinquefasciatus (southern house mosquito), 7090 nucleotides. It is a transcript of the gene ndl, whose product is annotated as serine protease nudel. The record is from RefSeq and is a predicted model, not a curated record. Gene Ontology annotation, molecular function: protein binding; serine-type endopeptidase activity. Gene Ontology annotation, biological process: proteolysis. NCBI's taxonomy places the organism in Eukaryota, Metazoa, Arthropoda, Insecta, Diptera, Culicidae.
CACAGAAAAGUAAAAAAGUUGAUUCACUUCGAUGUCGCAAGAAAAUAAUAUUGAAGCGGUUAAGUCUUCUCGGCUUGGUACUGGUAACGGUCGGCGCGCUGUUCUGGAUUGCUGGCCUGUUAAGUGUUUAUCUAACGAAUACCUUUUCAGCACCCAAACCAGUUUCUUUGGAAGGAAAUUCGUUUAUUUUCACAUAUCGCAGUGAAAUUCAUUCUACCUCAUCCAACAGUAUCUCCGAUACUGUGCUAGAACCUAUUCGGAAUCUGCUGAGUAGUGUUUUUAACUUUUGGGAAUACAAGCGGAGCACAACACCAGAAACAAAGAGACAUCGAACAAGAUAAUCGAAUGUUACUAGUUGAUCACAACCAACUUGAUAAAGAAGAGGAUCAAUCAAACGAACAUGGUUUCGUUGCUGUAUCUCCCGAAGUGGUUACUCAAUCGAAACGUACCUUACGAAUUUUGUAUGCUCCUUUAGAAAAUGAACAAACUCAACACAAUGAUAUUAUUCGAUCAUUGAAACGGCGAAAACGACGGUCCUUACGCGAUAAACGUUACGCUUCAGCUAUCAAAGAGUUAGAAAAUGAGUACAGCCGAUGCAAAAAGGAAAUUCCCAAAGAAAGAGACUGUGAGAAAAUUUAUGAAAAGUUGAAAAAGCUCUCCGAAGGCAUCAACAAGAAUUUCAUUGCUAUGAGCAAUCUGAUUCAUGACUUUCAAGAUAAGCAAUCUGCUGAUCUGGCAAAAGAACUCAGUGACAGCUUUCCAAAGAAAGAUCACAAGAAAUACAAGGAAGAUCAAGAUUCAGAUGAAAACGGUGAGAGAAAAACUAUGAAAAAAGAUAAACCGGAUGUAGCGCAACCGUCAAAUUGGCCAACAGUUCAUGCAAUGCCAUCAAAUAUGCAGCUAGUCACUGAAAUUAUGGGCACUACCACAAGUCUUCCGUCAUCUCAGCAAAAAGGUAAUAGCACACUUCAAGUAAACAACGCAACGCACCGUGCCGAUGUACAAACAUUGGAUGAUUUAAUCCAAUCUAUUAAAUCAACCUUCAUGAAUGAUUCUAAACAGUCGGAACAUUUCAAUCCAGCUUACCACAAUCCGGUAACAGUUGAUUGCGUCAAAAAUCUAGAUCAACUGCUUGAAACGUUGGAAGAGUUCAAAACCGGGAACGUUACAAAUAAGAAUUGUACAAAAACCAAUCAUUCAUCAACACCUGCUCCCGGUGAUUUUAGAUUUGCCAAGCCAAGCCAUUCAACAAAUUCACCGUAUAAAGCAGAAGACCAUCGACCGCAUGUCGACGAAUGCAUUCAAACGUUGGACGACUUGAUGGAUACCGCUCUUUUCAAAAAGUCUCGUAAAUGCAGUCCCAAAGCACCAUCCAGUCCGCAGAGAAACAUCCCGGAUACGACCAUCGAUACUCUACAUAGCCAAUUCGGGCAACCCGCGCACCCGAUUCACGAGGAGCUGGGCGAUCACUCGACGGAACCACAGGACAUUCAUGACUUCAUUAUGGCACGUUCCCGCAACCGUCAUCAAUAUAAUCACGAUUAUGUGGAUCAUAGAUUUCCAACCACGAUUGAAGCACCGGACAGUCGCACAACAAAGCAGAUGGCCACGUUAGGAGCGAGUGGACCAUUUCUGGAACUUUGCAAUCAAUUCCGCAACCAACCCAACCAGCAGGGACCUCUCAAGACGGUUUCAAGCAAUCAUCACAACUUCCAGGCUCAACAGUUUGGUCCAGGUGGAUUUGGGCAACCGAAUAUACCCAUAACUGGUGAAACGCUGAAGGCAUCUUCUCACGUGUCUUUCAAUUCGGCUUACGGAGGGUUUGUUCCCAAUCACUUUUGCUUUUACCAAAUGCCUCAGCAAUAUGGAGCUGUGAGACCAGGGUACGGUGGAGUUCAAACUAAUCCUGGCGGACAACUCAAAAAAUAUCCACCUUAUCUAGUGAAUGAUCCUAAUAUUGAUGGUCUCAUUGAGCCACGUUCUCACGAGAAAGGCAUAAUCAACGUUCCAGUCAACAUCCACAAUAUCCCGGGCCAACGGUCUGCUGGAGAAAUACCACCUGGUUCCCAGCUGAUUUGUAACAUUGUACCAGCAAAGGCGACUACUGAAAGUUACCAGUCACGAGCGAUCAGUCAGCCAACUCCAAACGAUGACGGCAUUGAGCCGAGAAUUACGAGCGGAAAUGUUUCAGCGGGAACCGAACCGACACCACAUCAAGACUCGCUACGAGCUCACGGAAACCGACGACGCCACUGUGUACGUGGCUGGAUUCCCUGCGCAAAUGGACAACAGUGCAUCCGGAACACAGAGUGGUGUGACUAAACCGACUGUCUGGAUGGAAGUGAUGAGAGUCAUUGCUCUUGUCUGUCGCGCAUUUCGGAGAAACGACUUUGCGACGGUUAUGCCGAUUGCCCUCUCGGGGAGGAUGAAAUGGGAUGCUUUGGAUGUGACAAAUUUUCCUUCUCGUGCUUCAGCAACGCUGCGGAACAUGAUGCUGCGCACAAGUCCGGGGCGAUGUGUUUCACAGCUAUUGAAAAGUGCGACGGGUUUGACAACUGCCUGAACAGAAAAGACGAGCACGAUUGUACCAUGCUGGUGAAGGAUUUAGGUAGUCCGUUGGCUUUUGCAGUCGGACACAGCCACGGUAUUUUGCACCGAAAUCAUAAAGGAAAAUGGUAUCCCGUUUGCCACAAUCCCACCGUGUUAGCUCGGGAUGCAUGCGAGUCUGAAAUUGGCCCAAUCGAUCACGAUCCACAAAUAACCCAACGCCAAGGUCAUCUGCCGGGGCCAUUCAUCCAACCGAGUUUGCAAAGUCCGCACGUGUUCCAUCCCGAGUUUCUUGAAACGUGCAAUGGGUUCUUCACCUACGUAGUUUGUCCACAGCCCAAGUGUGGCACCACCAAGUUGAACGAGUUCCCUAGUGCACGCAUCAAGAUUCGUAACAAACGUGCCAACCCUGAUGAAGUCGUGGAAAGUACCCGAAUUGUGGGUGGGUCAUACUCCGAACCCUCCGCUUUCCCAUUCAUCGUGGCCAUUUUCCGAGACGGUAGAUUCCACUGCGGCGGUAGCAUCUUCAAUGAACAUUGGAUAAUAUCAGCGGCACAUUGCUGCGACAACUACCACAAGCAUUACUACGAACUUCGAGCUGGAAUGCUACGGAAGCACAGCUACGCCGCUCACGUGCAAGUGUCGCUAGUGACGCAUGUGAUCGUUCAUCAAGGUUACAGCACUGAGAAGAUGAUCAACGACAUCAGUCUAAUGCGCUCAGAUCGUCCGUUCGGCUUUAACCGAUGGGUUCGGCCGAUCUGCCUACCGGACAGACAUCGAACAACCAACGAUCGCGACUGGAAGUGGGGACCAAAACCGGGAACACUUUGCACGGCCAUUGGAUGGGGAGCAGUCAGAGAACAUGGGGGGGCACCUGACCACCUCAAGCAAGUAACGGUUCCAAUUUUAAGCUAUUGCAAACACAAGUCAGAUCGAGAAGGACUAGAAAUUUGCGCUGCAGAGGAAGACGGCGGCCAGGAUGCUUGUCAGGGUGACUCUGGUGGACCGUUCGUGUGUGUAAGCAUUACGAAUCCACACGAAUGGUAUUUGGCCGGUGUAGUGAGCCACGGAGAAGGAUGUGCAAGAGCAAACGAACCGGGUGUCUACACAAGAGUGUCACUGUACAUCGAAUGGAUUCACCAAAAGUUCAUGAACCUCCCCCACAUGACUGCCCGUCUUACAUGUCCCGGAUUCCACUGUACUUGGGGUUCUCCAGUUUGCCUGCCAGUCGAAAAAAGAUGCAACGGAGUUGUAAAUUGCCUGGGUGGAGAAGAUGAGCUUCACUGCCCGUUAGAUCAAAUGACUGGUAUUUUUUUGAACCGUACUACUACGGAAAGUGCAGCAAAUGCUACAACUUCUGUCCCAACCACAUCGAAAAGUUCAACCACAAACCCUGCAACAGCAAGGGCAGAAGAACCAGUGGCACAAUUGUCAGCGAUUGCAUCAAGCGACAUUAUUGUUUCACCAGUUGAUGAUAGUACACCGAAUUCGGAGGUCAAUGGACAGACCACAACUUACAAAUCAACACUUACAAAUACCACCAGUCGCAGUGUUACGACGGUACAACAAACGACUUUACCGACCACUACCGGCAAAAGUGCCACGUCUGUCAAUCACACAACUGUAAGUGAUACAUCAAUACAUACAUCAACCAUUCGUACAAGAGAAGCUACAGAAGCAGUAAUAGGAGUUGCUAAAAAUCUAUCAACGACUGAAUCUACCAGUUCAACUGCAUCUACUACAGUUGCAGACACAACUCCAGUUACCGAACCUGUGUGGAUUCAGGUGAACAAAACAUUGACAAAUUUACAUCCUCAUGUGCCGUCAAGCCGCCUGACCAACGAGAACACAACUGAAGAGUCGGUACAAUCACCAUUGGAUGAACAAGAUCAAGAACAGUUCACCACGGAAGCAACUCUCGAAACGACGAUUCAACCUCUUCAGGAAAUUAAUGCAACACCCCACACAUUGGAAGCUCAACCCAUUGAACCCAUCCAUCACGGCCACGAUCUAGAACAGAGUGAAACGCAAAUCCGAGAAUCGACUGGAAUCGAACAACUACAUCCAUUUUUCGGACAGCUGGUGGACAUGCACGAGGCCAGGCAUCGACGCUUGAAUCAGUUCCGGCUGUCGGCAAACAAUUUGCACACGUCUUUGAAAAACUAUUCAAACCUCAACGAAACAUAUCGUUACAAGCGCUUCAGUUGUAAAAACAUUCAUCAAACCAUAAAUUUGGCCCAUUACUGUGAUCGAGUCAUCGACUGUGAGGACGGAACAGAUGAGAUGAAUUGUACAUGCCGAGACUAUUUGCAGAACAAGUACAACUUUUUGAUCUGUGACGGAAAGACGGACUGUCUAGAUCAAACCGAUGAAAAAGAUUGCUUUUCUUGCCUAGCCGGACAAUAUUCGUGUAGAAUGAGUAAAAUGUGCAUCGAUGAGAGACAGUAUUGCGACGAUAGCCCACACUGCCCUCUCCACGAAGAUGAACUGGAUUGUCUUGCACUGACCAACGGCCGCCGAGUUAUUUUCGAUGCGAACGGACUUUCAAUGUUUAACCAUGAAGGAUUUGUUACGAAAAAUACAAAAGGCGUAUGGAAUGUGAUGUGUGGAAUAGAGAUCACGAACAAAACAGCCGAAGCAGUUGGGAAGAUUUGUUCAAUACUUGGAUUUGCCGGAUACUUAAACUACUCCAACGUAAUACUGGGUGACACCGAGACUGAUUUAUCAUUCGAUACGAAUUCUCUUCUGAUCAAGUCUUACCAAAACGUGUCCUCGGAGCCAAACUGCAAGGCACUGCGAAUCGUUUGCGUUCCGUACAUCAACGCUACCGAACACGAAAUUAGCCACUUUGAAAAUCAGCACAAAGAGCUUCCAGUACAGAUCAACAUUCAUCCAAAGAAUCCCAUCGAAAAUCCGCAUUUACAUCCGCAUAUUACGUUCCAUGAAAAUGCACACAUUGAGAUUAUCGAGAAUUUCGGAGAUGAUUAUGACUGGCCGUGGAACGCGGACAUUUAUUUUGAAGGAUUGUUCCUGUGCAGCGCCGUUGUGAUCGACGUCAAUUGGAUUAUCGUGGACAGUUCGUGCAUGAGAUUAAUCAAUCUGAAGCACGACUAUAUCUCAGUGGUAGUCGGAGGAGCCAAAUCGUACUUGAAAAUUGCUGGACCGUACGAACAAGUUUCGCGUGUAGAUUGCUACCAUUUCUUGCCUGAAGCAAAAGUGGUAAUGCUUCAUUUGGAGAGGAAGCUGAAUUUCACUCGCCAUGUACUUCCAACGUUCAUCCCUGAAAAAAAUCACAACAUCGAAGACAAUCAGUGUCUAGCCGUUGGCCAAGAUAAGCUGGGUAGAACUCGAACUCUCAGAGUGCAUCUCAACAUGACCGACUGUACCCCAGAAAAGCAUAUUUGUUAUCAGCGUGAUCCUCAGCGUGACUACUACCAUGCAGAGCACUGCUAUUCUGAAGCUGCAACCCGUUCCGGUGUAAUCGUUUGCAAAACUAAACUUUCCGGUUGGUAUCCGGUCGGCUUCUACCAGAACAAACACGGCCUUUGUGGAUUCAACGACGUUGUUAAAAUAAUUUCAUUAAAAGAGUUUUUCGAUGACAUACAGCACGUGUUGGGCCAUCAAAAGUGUGACUAUGAAUUCAAUUCACCUCCGUGCGCGGGAACACGUUGUCGGUAUGGAAAGUGCAUCGAAAAAGCGAUGCUCUGCGAUGGCAAGCUGGACUGCAACGACGGUUCUGAUGAACUGCCGGAAUUGUGCGCUAACCACAACUCAACUAUCGCCGCGUGCCGUCCGGCUGAGUUCCGGUGCAACACCGGACAAUGUGUGGCCAAGAAUCGAUUCUGCGACGGACAUAACGACUGUGGAGACUUGUCUGAUGAACCGCACGAGUGUUCGUGUUACACGUACUUGAAAAUAACCGAUCCAUCGAAAAUCUGCGAUGGUUUCCGUAAUUGCUGGGACAAAUCGGACGAGAACCCUCGGCUGUGCAAGUGUACCACAAACAGCUUCCGAUGUGGCGAGAGUGGCACCUGCGUUCCAUUUGAUUUCGUUUGUGACGGCGAGAUCGAUUGUCCCAGCAGUGAGGAUGAAAAAUUCUGCUACGCAUUGCAACAGAAUCCAACUGAAACAAAUUACGGUGAAGUGAUGAAGCAAAGCUUUGGUAUCUGGCACUCCAAGUGCUUCCCGAAGGACGUCAGGUACGACGACCAGACAAUAAAGGAGAUUUGUGACAGCAUCGGGUACCACCGCAUCGCAAAGGUUUACGGACGCAAGAUGCUGCACGAAUCCCGACUACGAACGGCCAACAGUACUGACAAUCCGGUAGACCGGCUGCGCAAGGCGGCAACCAAGGCCGUAGUGUUGAACAAAUUUUCCAAGGUGCUGAUCAACGAGAAGCAGUCCUACUUCAUGAAGCCGAGCCGACCGAUGUUCAAGCUGGUUAACUGGGACGAGCAUGAUGAACAGAAUUGUGAUCGACUGGAAAUUAAUUGUGGAGAAUGAUUAUGGCGAUUUAACAGGAUGAAAUUAAACCAUUUUUACU